UCUCUGGUCAAUAAGAACAUCAUGGAUAUGCUUAGUCUCGUUUAUUCCGGUGCGACGCAUGUUGUACUAAUUGCCAGCACCAUCAUGUGGGCAGGGAUUCAGCGAAAAAUCAUUCUGCAUUUAAAAGCGGCAUUGGCUAGAAUGUGCCAGAAAUUUCACCCUCAAAAAUACGAACCUUCGAACCGCAGUUUAACAGAGGUUGAUCAAAGUGAGAUCAGCGAAGGAGCCUUAUAUCUCUCCUUCUACUGGUUGCUGCACUUGAGCAUGUAUUUCUCUUUUGUCAAAAGUGAUUCAUCUAUUGGGUCACAAUCCAUACAAGCGAUGAUUAUCAGCCUGGUUCCGCUUGUUAUCCCCUAUAAGCUCUAUCUCAAAUGGCCUGUUAUAUCAAGGGGAUUUCUCAUGUGCUGGGCCCAGAUCUGGCUUCAAGGCAUACAUAUGUGGCUGAUAGGUAUGGUGUCCCCUCUCGUCUGCGUAAUAGAUUUUGAGCUAACAUGUAAACUCCCCCCCAAGUCGCUAUCGUUGGUACUUUUAGUAUUUUAUGCUACUUCACAUAUAUGA
Messenger RNA from Trichoderma asperellum CBS 433.97, 558 nucleotides. The record is from RefSeq and is a predicted model, not a curated record. Lineage: Eukaryota; Fungi; Ascomycota; Sordariomycetes; Hypocreales; Hypocreaceae.